AUGACGGUGGAGUUCUACUUGGAUUCGGCGCUGGUUUGUUGGUGGGCGCCAGGUUGUCAAGCGAUUUCCGCUGUUCCGGAAAUUCGUACUGCAAAGGAACAGCCUGUGAUCGACACACAUCUAAAGAGGGAAGCUGACAAUGGCGAAAGGAUUUUCGCUGAUAUACCGUGGUCGGAAAGAUCGCGCAAAAAUACACCUCAUCCUACAAACUCAACCAACAAACAUACAAAUGACUGCAGUUUGAUCAUCUUGGGUGUUCCGGAACCCAACAAAACGUCAGAUAAAAUAGCGCAAAACACACACGACUACUUGCAGUGGCAAUUUCUAUGCAGUACACUUGAAGUUGAAAACGCGGCCGUGGUUGAUACUUAUCGGAUUCCGAAAUCACCAAAAUAUUUGGGUACCGGCCCGAGGCCCCUGAAACUCACACUACUUCGUGGUGAUAUGCUAAACUUAAUCCAAGCACAAUGGCAACGUCACAGGAACUUACUCCCUAGGGAGUUAAGGAUAAACACAUCCAUGCGGAACAAUAUACCCACAGAAGAGACCAAGGUUAAUGAAGAUGAAGCCGUAGGUGAAACUUCAAAAAACGACCAGCUGCCGACUCUGCCAGGGUCGGCACAAUUAUAA
Molecule: messenger RNA, 630 nt
Organism: Opisthorchis viverrini
Lineage: Eukaryota; Metazoa; Platyhelminthes; Trematoda; Opisthorchiida; Opisthorchiidae
Exons: 2
Coding region: 1-630 (209 amino acids)
Source: RefSeq, a predicted model, not a curated record